Diceros bicornis minor is the source of this 3995-nucleotide messenger RNA. It is a transcript of the gene IL31RA, whose product is annotated as interleukin 31 receptor A. NCBI's taxonomy places the organism in Eukaryota, Metazoa, Chordata, Mammalia, Perissodactyla, Rhinocerotidae. Gene Ontology annotation, biological process: cytokine-mediated signaling pathway. The record is from RefSeq and is a predicted model, not a curated record. Gene Ontology annotation, cellular component: external side of plasma membrane; signaling receptor complex. Bases 72 to 2261 code for a protein of 729 amino acids. Gene Ontology annotation, molecular function: cytokine receptor activity; cytokine binding. The transcript has 15 exons.
CCGAGAAGGGGUCCCUGCCGCUGGGAGCUCGGGCAGGCAGCGUCCAGCCUGCCUGCGUUAACCUGAGGACAAUGGGGGCCUGGGCACUGUGGAUGCUGCCUCUGCUGUGCAAAAUCAGUCUGGCGGUUCUGCCAGCUAAGCCUGAGAACAUUUCUUGCAUCUUCUACUAUAAGAAAAAUUUUACUUGCACCUGGAGUCCAGAGAAAGAAGCCAAUGAUACAUGGUACAUAGUUAAGAGAACUUACUGUUAUGGACGUAAAAGUGAUCAUUGUACUACUGGUAAUUCUACAAGUACAAAUCGUACCUCAUGCUCUUUUUAUCCUCCAACAAUAACAAUACCAGACAUUUACACCAUUCAAGUGGAAGCUCAAAAUGCAGAUGGUAUAAUUAAAUCUGAUACAACAAAAUGGAUAUUAGCUACCAUAGUAAAAACCGAACCACCUGAGAUUUACAGUGUGAAACCAGUUUUGGGCGUCAAACGAAUGGUUCAAAUAAAAUGGAAAAGGCCUGUGUUGGCACCUGCUUCAACUACUUUAAAGUACAUGCUUCGAUUCAGAACAGUAAAUAGUGCCCACUGGAUGGAAAUCAACUUCAAAGAAUAUUUCUUUGGACAUGCAACAUACAACCUCAUGGGGCUGCAGGCUUUUACGGAAUAUGUCGUAGCUCUGCAGUGUGUGGCUGAGAAGUCGAUGUUCUGGAGUGGCUGGAGCCAAGAAAAAAUGGGAACAACUGAAGAAGAAGCUCCACAUGGCCUGGAUCUGUGGAGAGUCCUGAGACCAGCCAUGGUGGAUGGAAGAAGGCCAGUGCAGUUGUUGUGGAAGAAGGCAAGAGAAGCCCCAGUCCUGGAGAAAACGCUUGGCUACAACAUAUGGUAUUUUCCAGAAAACAACACUAACCUCACAGAGACAAGGAACACCACUAACCAGCAGCUUGAUCUGUAUCUGGGAGGCAAGACCUAUUGGGUGUCUGUGAUUUCUUAUAAUUCUCUUGGGGAGUCUCCGGUGGCCACCUUGAGGAUUCCAGCUAUUGAUGAAAAGCCAUUUCAGUGCAUUGAGGCCAUGCAGGCCUGCCUGACUCAGGACCAGCUGGUGGUGGAGUGGCAAAGCUCUGCUCCAGAGGUGGACACAUGGAUGGUUGAGUGGUGUCCAGAUUUGGACUCAGAGCCCUCCGACUUUUCCUGGGAAUCUGUGUCUUGGGCCAGGAACUGGACAAUCCAGCAAGAUGAAUUAAAACCUUUCUGGUGCUAUAACAUCUCUGUGUAUCCAAUGUUGGGAGACCGAGUGGGCGAACCGUAUUCCAUCCAGGCUUAUGUCAAAGAAGGCGUUCCAUCAGCAGGUCCUGUGACCAAGGCAGAGAACAUUGGUGUGAAGACAGUUACAAUCACAUGGAAAGAGAUUCCCAAGAGUCAAAGAAAUGGUUUCAUCAGCAACUACACCAUAUUUUACCAAGCUGAAGAUGGAGAGGAAUUCUCCAAGACAGUCAACUCCAGCAUCCUGCAGUAUGGCCUGGAGUCCCUGACAAGAACAACCUCUUACACUGUUCAGGUCAUGGCCAGCACCAGUGCUGGGGGAACCAACAGCACCAGGAUUAACUUCAAGACAUUGUCAAUUAGUGUCCUUGAGAUUUUCCUUAUAACUUCUCUGGUUGGAGGAGGCCUUCUUAUUCUCAUCAUACCGAUGGUGGCAUAUGGUCUCAAAAAACCCAACAAAUUGAAGCACCUAUGUUGGCCUGAUGUCCCCAACCCUGCCGAAAGCAGUAUAGCCACGUGGCAUGGAAAUGAUUUCAAGGCUAAGCUAAAUGUGAAGGAAUUUGAUGAGUCUGUGAACACGCACGAAGAGAGGAUUCUAAAACCAUGUUCUGCCCCCAGUGACCUUAUUGACAAGUUAGUGGUGAAUAUUGAGAAUUUUCUGGAAGAGGUUUCCACAGAGGAACCUGGAAAGGGUCAGGAAAACAUUUUGGGAGGGGAAAAGAAUGAGUAUGUGACCUCUCCCUAUAGACCUUAUUGCCCCUCUGGGAAAAAUUUCAAGGAACCCUCCAUUUCAACUGAGAUUCCAUCUGGAAAAUCCCAAUACCUGUGUUCUGGAAUGCCAGAAGGGAACUGCUCAGAAGCCAAAGAGCAACUUCUCUCUUCUGCUUCAAGUUUAGGGCCAGACCAUCUCUGUGAGGAAAGAGCACCAAAUCCAUAUUUGAAAAAUUCGGUAACAACCAGAGAAUUUCUCGUGUCUGAAAAACUUCCAGACCAAACCGAGAGAGAAGUCUAGAUGCCACCAUGGCUUGAAUCUCUCUGCAUCUCAGUGAGAGUGACUCUUACAGAGAGAGGAUAUCAAGACUUGGCCAGAAGAGCUUCCUUGGCUGCCUUCCCAUCCUGCUUGUAUUAGAGAAAGUCUGGCAUGCCCCUGGGUUGAGCUUGGUUGGCACAGAUAUAUAACUUGGCUGAGAAGAAGAAGGGAUGAUGAUAAGACUGAGUGCAUUGCAGAGGAAAACCAAUUUGUUUGCUUUUGUUCAGACAGUAAGCUCUCACCGAGGCCUCUGAUAGAUUGACUUGGAGGGACAGUGGACCCCUGAGGUGGAUAUAUCUCGCCUUCCCUAGGAAUUGGGUCAUGGUCACAGCCUUUACUGGAGCUACACCUCAGAGUUCCCUGAUGCCAGAGGACAUUUAUUUAAUUGGCACUUGGGUGAUCUGGUGGGAAGGGAGAGUCUCCUUUCACUUUGGCCUCUCCUAAGCUCUGGGCUCUCCCUCUGAGGUAGACCUGACAUCUUACUUUUGAGAUUAUGUAUGGGUUGGAAGUGGAAGUGGCCCUCCUGAUGGUGUGCUUGAGGCUCUCAUUACCCUCAUUAAAUCUCAAGUGUCUGCAGCAACACACCCUCCUAGGACUCUUCACCCCUAGUCCACUCUACGUUGGCUGCUGGUAAAUCAAGGAGUGAGGAGGUGCUCAUCAGGGCACUGGGGAGUGGACUCUAGGCUGGUCUGGCAGGUCCGCCUCACUCUCCAGGCCAUUGUACAGCCCUGGAAACAGUUCCCGGAGGCCCUUGCUGCCCCUCUAUCUUGCACACAGGCCUGGGAGUAGACAGGCACCCAACACUGCAAUGGCUUUUGUACAGGGACUCUGGCCUGUCUCGCUGUCUCAGAGCACAGGAAUGCUUACUGAACACACCCUUUGAAGGCCUCUUCCCAGAAGCAGCAGAGCAGGGCCUGGGAACUACGUAAUGGUUAGCAACUUCACUGCUUCUAUACCAGGACUCCUCCACCUUCGCCCCAGCUAAGCAUGGAGCUUGUGACAAUUCGUGGAGCCUUUAGCCCAAGUGCUGGUGGCAGGAUUCAGCUACUGAGACUCGAGAACUGAUAGCUGGUGCUGGGCUCCUGCCCUGACAUCAGAUGACUUCCUGACAUGUGGCUGUGACUCAUCUGGCUGUUGGGGGUGGUCACUGAGAGCCUGGUGAGAUCAGGGGAGGCCAGGCAACGAGUGAGUGGGGAGUGCAGUGAACCCAGCAUUUGUCAGCCACAAAGGCUGACGGUGUUUUUUCUAGGAGAGUUUGAGGAGUUGGUACCUGUGUAGCAGGCACGAACUUCACAAGCCGCCAACUUUAUUCCUAUACCUAAAAUUAGUUUCUAGCCCAAGCCCCUGACAUUUUGAAGUAACUGCAGCCCAAUUUGGUGUUUUCUGAGUCACUUUGGGUUUGUCACUCAGUCACAUUUGGGAUUUUGAUGCCCCUGUCCUCCCUGGGACUGAUUCUGAGCGUCAGAGGAUGUUCAGUGGAGCCGCAUGGUUUUGUCUCUCAUUUGAUAUCUGCCCAACACUAGUCUUGGGACCUUCCUGUGGCCCCACAUGCCCUUGUUGGGCCACCUGCCACUUUCCUCGGCCAACUGCUGCAUCCUCACAAUGGGCACAGGCAGGUGGGGCUUCUCCCCCAAAGCUGUCUCCUCAUUAAAUCUCAAGUGCCUGCAGCAAUCCCCGCUCCGCAAGUCUUCCCUCCUAGCUUACAGAACAGUAGAA